Molecule: messenger RNA, 1837 nt
Organism: Camelina sativa (false flax)
Lineage: Eukaryota; Viridiplantae; Streptophyta; Magnoliopsida; Brassicales; Brassicaceae
Product: transcription factor MYB3R-3
Biological process (GO): regulation of DNA-templated transcription
Cellular component (GO): nucleus
Molecular function (GO): DNA-binding transcription factor activity, RNA polymerase II-specific; RNA polymerase II cis-regulatory region sequence-specific DNA binding
Source: RefSeq, a predicted model, not a curated record
UCUUUGUUUCGAUAAAGUCUUCUCUUUCUCUCUCUCUCUCUCUAUCUCUCUCUCUCUCUCUGGUUCAACGGGCAAAGUAUUUUUCGAAUAAAGUUUUGGUUUUUUUAACGUUCCUUUCUCACCUCCGUCUUCUUCUGGUGGUGAAUUCGUGUAUCUGUAUAUCUCGAUGAGCUGCAGUUUGAAUCCAGCGGCUACUUCUCCAGAUGAGAUGGAUCUUCAGGAAGAAACAGGUGAAGUGAAAAUUGAGGAUAAGUGUGUAGAAAAUAAGCAAUCAGCACCUGCUUCGUGUUCUUCUGUAUCUGAAGGCAGUGCUGGUAGUUCCCACAAGUCUCCUCCUACUGUUGCAAGUCCUGCCACAGCAUCACCAGCUCAUAGGUACCUCGGGAGGACGAGCGGCCCUAUAAGGCGAGCGAAAGGCGGGUGGACUCCUGAAGAGGAUGAGACAUUGAGACAGGCAGUUGGCACUUUUAAAGGGAAGAGCUGGAAGAAGAUAGCGGAGUUUUUCAAUGAUAGAACUGAAGUUCAAUGCCUGCACCGGUGGCAGAAAGUUCUAAAUCCGGAUCUUGUUAAGGGACCUUGGACACAAGAGGAGGAUGAGAAAAUCGUUGAACUCGUUAAGAGAUACGGGCCUGCGAAAUGGUCUGUUAUCGCACAGUCUUUACCAGGUCGAAUUGGGAAGCAAUGUCGAGAAAGGUGGCACAACCAUUUGAAUCCUGAUAUUAACAAGGAUGCUUGGACCUCAGAGGAAGAAGUAGCUCUCAUAAAUGCUCAUCGAAUCUAUGGAAACAAGUGGGCUGAAAUAGCCAAGGUCUUACCCGGCAGGACUGAUAAUGCAAUAAAGAACCAUUGGAAUAGUUCACUGAAAAAGAAGUCAGAUUUUUACUUAGUCACUGGUAGGUUACCACCACCACCAACACCAAAGAACGGUGUUCCUGAUAGUGUAACUAAACGUUCAUCAUCUGCUCAGAAAAGGUGUUCUGAUUCAGUAACUCAAACCCCAUCACGAACUACAGAUGUGAAGAACGCUGAUGAAAGUGGAAAUGGCCAAUUAAACUCUUCUGUUCCGCUUGAAGAAAUAGGAGCUGCUUCAAGAAUGACUGGUGUUAAUGAGUAUGCUUGUUCUCCUAAGUUUCUUAACCCAGAGCCAUUGCCAGAGAAUGGUGGAGUUGCAAUGAAUGGUUAUCAUCUUUACUACAAGCCUCAAACAGAGUAUUACGUGGCAUCAGAAGUGGAUACGCAGCGUAUGGAUGGGCAUGAUUGUGGUUGCAGUCCAAUCGCAUCACCAGUUAGCUUCUUCACUCCACCGCCGUGUAGAAAUAAGUACAGUAACGGUUCAACUCCAAGAAGUCCUGAAUCUUUCCUGAGAGAAGCUGCCAGAACAUACCCAAACACACCUUCUAUUUUCAGGAAAAGACGACCCAGGGUUGUUGUUCCGGAUGACAACACUGCCGCGAAAACAGAUGAAGCUAAAGAGGUUGAUCAAAAGGUGAACCAUGGUAAAGAUAGUUCAGAGAGCCCUGACAGUGAAGAGAUUCAAAACAAUGGAUCAAAUGCUUACAAUCUAUCUCCUCCAUACCGGAUAAGAUCGAAAAGGACAGCAGUUUUCAAAUCAAGACAGCUUGAGUUUAUAUCUGCCGAGGAAGAGAAGGCUGAUGAUGAAACCAAAUCAGCUGAGAAAGAUAUGUUGAUUGAUUGAGACUCUCUCAACCCCUAGGCUAGGCUAAACAGAGAUAUCCUCCUUAUUACACGCUUUGGUAUUUUAUAAUUUUUUUUUUAUAUAUUUUUGGAUUAAUGUUAAAAAGCUGUGAUUAGUCAAAGAAUAAUUUGCAACUCCUCA